GGGCCUGCGGUCCACAAACCUAACAGCUUCAGCAUUCGUCUGAGCCGGACCGAACCGUGCCGUGAGUUUUAGACCUCACGAGGCUUCAACGAGUUUCAGUCUAUCAGGCUCAGCUGGGGAGAGCUAGGGUUUUGGACCGCGGCAAAGCUAGUAUGCUGAUUGAUCCCACCUGGUUCGACCUAAUCGACAAAAUGAAAGUCGAAAGAAGGAAUUCAAGCUAAUCCAGAGCAUACAUGGUGUCUUCCAGCCGAUCUUCCCCGAACAUGAUGGCCAAAGAAGAUUUUUUUUUUUUUUAAUGUAUAAAUUUUGUUGAUAUGCACAACGGGGCCUUGUGAUGGCUUGGCGCUACAGAUGAUCCUUUUCUUCUUCUUCGCUCGUCCCCUGAGGAUUCGAGCCUCCAAGAUCGCCGUUGCUUGUUUCCACGACCACCCUUUCGGAGGAUCUCGCCUUCGCCCAUUCCACGACUGCGAAGAGGUCGUCCAAAACCCUGAGAUUUGGUUCAUUAAGGUCGUACGCACACUUUGUGUCCGUGCACAUUCUCUAGACGAUUUCCAGGAUUAUUUGGGUAAGACAGUGAACCCGUCGAUUGCUUUUGAAGUCAUUAGAUGCUUAAAUCCCAAGUUGGGUUUGAAGUUCUUCGAAUUCAGUAGCUUGAACUUGAAGCUCAAGCAUUCUUUGAGAACGUAUAAUUUCCUUUUGAGGUCAGUUUGCCAGUCAGGCCUCCACGAUUCAGCGAAGUUUGUUUUUGAUUGCAUGAGGAAUGAUGGGCAUUUGCCUGAUUCUUCGGUUUUAGAAUUUUUGGUGUCGUCAUUUGCACGAGCGGGCAAGUUUGACAUUGUCAGGGGAUUACUUGCCCAACUGCAGCGUGAUGAAGUAAGGGUUAGUUCUUUUGUAUAUAAUAGUUUGUUGAAUAUCUUGGUUAAAAUGAAUCAAAUAGAUGUGGCUGUUCGCCUCUUCAAAGAGCAAUUGAGUUCAUUCUCUCGCCCAGAUGCUUGCACAUUUAAUAUUGUUCUCCGUGGUCUAUGCAGAGUGGGGAAAGUUGACGAGGCUUUUGAGUUUUUCAAUGAUAUGGAGAGUUUUGGGUGUUCUCCUGAUGUUAUUACCUACAAUACUCUUAUAAAUGGAUUGUGUAGGACCAAUCAAAUAGAUAGAGGGCGUUGCUUGUUGGAGGAAAUUCAGUCAAAAGGUGAUUUUUCGCCAGAUAUUAUAACUUAUACAUCCGUUAUAUCAGGUUUUUGUAAGUUGGGUAAGAUGGAGGAGGCUUCUAUUCUUUUUAUUGAGAUGACAAGUUCUGGAAUAAAACCCAAUUUAAUUACUUUUAAUGUUCUUAUCAAUGGCUUUGGCAAGGCUGGCAACAUGGUGGCUGCACUGGCCAUGUAUGAUAAGAUGUUGUUUCUUGGUUGCCUUCCUGAUGUUGUCACCUUUACUUCCCUGAUUGAUGGCUAUUGCCGAUCGGGCCAAGUGGACAAGGGUCUAAGGCUCUGGCAUGAAAUGAAUUCCAGAAACUUGUCUCCCAAUGAGUAUACUUUUGCUAUUCUUAUUAAUGCUCUGUGCAAGGGGAAUAGAGUACAAGAGGCUCGUGACUUGUUGAGGCAUCCAAAGUGGAAGGAUAUUGUGCCCCAGCCAUUUAUGUACAACCCUGUGAUUGAUGGGUGUUGCAAGGCUGGGAAUUUAGAUGAGGCAAAUGUUAUUGUGGCAGAAAUGGAGAAGCGAUGUAAACUUGAUAAACUGACAUUUACCAUUCUCAUUAUUGGGCACUGUAUGAAGGGGAGAAUGUUUGAAGCACUUGGCAUUUUUAAUAAGAUGCAGGCAAUUGGUUGUGCCCCGGAUAAUAUCACUGUGAAUUCUUUGAUAUCUUGCCUUUUGAAGGCUGGGAUGCCUAAUGAAGCCAGUCGGAUUAUUCAGGCUGCAUCGGAGGAUUUGAACUUGGGAUUGUCAUCUGCAAAAAGACCUAUCCCAAUGAGAACAAAUAUAGAAAUCCCAGUGGCUGUUUAAUAGAUAAAUUGCUGAGAAAGUGCACUUGACAUUGUGGACCUAGCAGUUGUUGCCUUGUUGGAGGUCCUUCCACUACUGCGCAUGCUACUUAUGAAUCAAAUAAGUCAGUGAGCAGGUGAGAGCUAGUGUAUGAUUUGUAUCCCCAUGGAUCCUUGAAGGCAGUCAGUCCUUGGCCACCGUAACAACUUUCAAAUUCCAUCAGAAAGCAUGUAUGGGCAGUUUGAAAAUGGUAUGAAGACACCAAGUGAAUGUUCUACAUGGUUCUGUGUACUCUAGAAAGCUUGAUGGAUGGUUUUCGGAUUUGACCUCAGAAAAGAUACACUAAUAAAGCUAGAAGUGAUAUGUAGAUCAUUGAGGUGUUCCAUGUGAACUGAGAUUUUCCAAUCGAAAAACGAUGCAAUAGGAAGUCUUGGUUGAAAAUUUUAUUCAUCUCACUCACAGUGUCCUAACUGCUAACUGCAUACAAUUUGGUCCAAACUGCUUCUCAGAAAGAUGCUUAAAGUGAUUUCAAACUCAAAAAUCUGUCUGCUAAAAACAAUCAUGACCAGGGGCAUUUGAGAAAACGGGUAUUGUGGUGUCUUUGGAAUUAUUUUCAAAGGGGCCCUGAAGAAAUGCAGAUUAACUGGGUGAAGAAGAAAUGCAGGUUACCCCAGCAAAGAGCGGAGAAGAAGAUCCAGACCAUCAAUCUUUUGGAAUCCUCCAUAUUUGAGUGGGGGUGGUGUUCAUCAGUUCCACCUGCAGCUGUUGACACAAAUGUUUUGCAUUGAAUUUCUUGUUCUUUUAUUCUGUUCCCUCCCCUAUAAUUACCUACCUCUAGUAUUCUGUUUCAAGAUAUAGGUAGUAGCUAAUAUUGUUCAUUUUAUUUCCAUAUGGCCCUGUUUCCUUGGGGAAUUCCUUUUGGCAAAGCGUAUGUAUGUAUAUUUUGGCCUUGCCCUGAAUAUUUGAAACCAAAAUUUUCAUUUAAUCUCAAUAAUGGGUGAAAGGUUGCGAGAAAAA
Molecule: messenger RNA, 2991 nt
Organism: Malania oleifera
Lineage: Eukaryota; Viridiplantae; Streptophyta; Magnoliopsida; Santalales; Ximeniaceae
Product: pentatricopeptide repeat-containing protein At2g06000
Exons: 2
Coding region: 352-1995 (547 amino acids)
Molecular function (GO): protein binding
Source: RefSeq, a predicted model, not a curated record